Molecule: messenger RNA, 300 nt
Organism: Phyllotreta striolata
Lineage: Eukaryota; Metazoa; Arthropoda; Insecta; Coleoptera; Chrysomelidae
Source: the annotation of a GenBank genome assembly
AUGGGAGUAGUCCGGGUGUUCGGUAACGAUAACGAAACGGGACUGUUUUUUGUAGGGAAAUCGAACGCGCACAGGUGCGACAAAUGCGGCAAAUCGUACAAGCACCAGGCGACGCUGUGGAACCACAGGAACUUCACCUGCAAGGAGAACGCCUCGCAGUUCGACUGCGGCCACUGCGCGUUCAGUUCCAAGUACGCGCACAGCCUGCAGCAGCACGCUUUCAGCAGGCACAACAUCACCCUCUCGCGGGGCGAGAUUAUGAAAAGUUUCAAGGAGAAAUCGGAUCUGUUUACCUGCUAA